AUGGCAAUCAUGGACUCGAAUCCGGAGGGCAAUCAGUACCAGUACAUUCAAGACACUUCUUUAGCUUCGUUGGAUUCCAAGACGAGCCCACUUGCCAUGUUGGUUCGGACCUGCAGCCAGAUCGGUGCAGAUCCGCCGAUGGCAGCCGCUGCUAAGUCGAAAAAACCUGCCGCCGCCGCUCCCGUCUCUGCUACAGCCGCCGCAGCCGACAGGCCACACAGUGCGUCACCUGCCGCCGCAGCAGUGGCGUACUUGGGCCACGGGGCCGCCAAGCACCACCGGACCAACAUCAAUAACAAUUACAUGGAAGACACGCCCAAACCUGCAAAGUUGAACUUUAAACCGUAUGAGAACACCGUUUCAACACCGACGCCGCAUCACCACAUGCAGCACGCCGUACAGCACCACCAUCACCACUCUUCGCCCUACGGUGUGCAUCAGCUGCAUUCCGACCAUCACAACAACAACAACGACGACGACAGUCGGCCCAAGAGCAGCAGCUCGGAAGACAACGGCAACAGUGCAGGCCACGGCAAGAAGCGCAAGUCCGCUUCGCCACGCGAUGAAUACAACGGCGCUCACAACAAGAGCAGCCGCAGGUCGUCGUCGUCGGCUUCGUCGUCCGAAACCGCGGCGGCCGCGUCCACCGCUUCGUCCGCCAACGACCCGUCCACCAACCCGAUCAUACGGUCCGGUCUGGAAGUGAUGCACGGCGCCACGGCCAAGGCGUUCUGCCCACCGCCGCCGAUGCCCGCUCACUCGCCGUACAAAUCACACGACCCGCUGGCCGCCUUCAGGCACACGUACCUGCCCGGCGCCCCGUGGAUGCCGGCUGCCGUAUCUCUGGCCGCAGCCGCGGCGGGCAAACCGUCGCCGUCGUCCGACUGCAAGGACCCGAUGUGCGGUGGCCCGGCGUCCGGGUGUGGCCAGCAGCAGCAGCAUGCAGCGGCCGCGGCCGCGCUAGCGUUUGCCACCCAAUACCAUCCAAUGAUGGCCGCGGCCGGCGCGUGUCCCGCCGGUUGCGUACAGUGCGACCACCAGCGGUACCUGUCCUCGCUGAUGGCCGCUGCGUCCGUGCCCGCGUUCUACGCGCCCGUGGCCCGCCCGUACACUUGCAGCUGGGUGAUUCCCGGCGGCCACAUGCAGUCGUCGUCGCCCGCCACCGCCGCCACCGAAUCGGCCAAUGCGGCGUCGCUGUGCGGCAAGAGCUUCAGCACGUCCGACGAACUGUUGCAGCACAUCCGCACGCACACGUCCGCCGGCGGUAGCGCCGUCUCCGCGGCCGCUUGCAUGGCUGCCGGCGCCGCGGGUCCGAUGUCGCCCACCACGGCCGCAGCGUUCUCCGCCUACAACAGCCACUUGUCCCGACACUUGUUCCAUCACCCGUCCGCAGCCGCGGCUUACGGCAAACCGCCGUCCAUGAUGCCGCCGUCUCCGUACAGCGCGUUCAACCCAACGGCCGCGUACUGCUACCCGCCGCCGUCCGCGGCCGCCGCAGCCGCAGCCGCGUACCAUCAUCAUCACCAUCAGCAGCAGCAGCAGCUGUACUCGCCCCGCGGCGACACGUCCUCCGCCACCGUCAGCCGUUAA
Molecule: messenger RNA, 1590 nt
Organism: Macrosiphum euphorbiae (potato aphid)
Lineage: Eukaryota; Metazoa; Arthropoda; Insecta; Hemiptera; Aphididae
Source: the annotation of a GenBank genome assembly